Messenger RNA from Pyrus x bretschneideri (Chinese white pear), 2948 nucleotides. Its product is annotated as aluminum-activated malate transporter 9-like. Bases 236 to 1870 code for a protein of 544 amino acids. The record is from RefSeq and is a predicted model, not a curated record. Gene Ontology annotation, cellular component: plant-type vacuole membrane. The transcript has 6 exons. NCBI's taxonomy places the organism in Eukaryota, Viridiplantae, Streptophyta, Magnoliopsida, Rosales, Rosaceae. Gene Ontology annotation, biological process: malate transport.
CAUAGCUACCACCCCUCCUCUUUAAAACCUAGUCUCUUCUCUUCUGAUGAACACACCUCAAAUCCUACUACUCAACACUGUUCUCGCAGUUUAAUUUGAUCUAUCUCCUCCCUUGUUCUCCCCGGCUUCUUCAAAAAGUGCUUUUAUUAUAAGCGAUUAAUUCGAUAAUACGGGGCUCUUAGAGAAAUAGCACCUGAUAGAAGAGUUGGGGGAGGCUAUACUGCUUCAUUGGAGAAUGAAUGGAAAAAAGGGUAGUCAUAGUAUUGAGAUUAACAUCCCUUGUUCUGUGACCAAAGUCAAACAGCAUGAAUCCAGCAAGGGAGAAGGAGGAGGAGAAGGAGGAGGCUUCUCCCUUAAGGCUUGGGUGCGGAACGUUUGGGAAUUUGCCAGAGAAGAUAGCAACAGAGUGAAAUUCUCACUGAAAGUGGGGCUGGCUGUGCUUCUUGUGUCUUUGCUUAUACUCUUCCGAGCACCUUAUGAAGUUUUUGGCACCAAUAUCAUCUGGUCUAUCCUCACUGUUGCCAUCAUGUUCGAAUAUACAGUCGGUGCAACCUUUAACAGAGGAUUUAACCGAGCUCUUGGGAGUUUGCUUGCCGGAGUCUUGGCCAUUAGUGUUGCUCAAGUAGCACUAAGCUCUGGACGCGUAGCUGAACCUAUCAUCAUUGGCUUUAGCAUUUUCAUAAUCGGAACCAUUACAUCGUUCAUGAAGUUGUGGCCAUCACUCGUGCCAUAUGAGUAUGGGUUCAGGGUCGUACUUUUCACCUAUUGUUUGAUCGUUGUUUCUGGGUAUCGCUUAUCGAUGGGAAACCCGAUGAGGACAGCAAUGGAUCGACUCUACUCUAUCGCCAUCGGAGGGUUUGUAGCUGUCUUAGUGAAUGUGCUGGUUUGCCCUAUUUGGGCUGGUGAGCAAUUGCAUAAGGAGCUAGUCAACAACUUUAACUCGGUGGCUGACUCACUUGAAGAAUGUGUUAGGAAAUAUCUAGAAGAUGAUGGGUCAGUGCACCCUGAAUUCUCGAAAACUGUUAUGGAUGAGUUUCCAGAUGAGCCUGCUUAUAGGAAGUGCAAGAACACAUUGAACUCAUCAGCAAAAUUGGAGGCUUUGGCUGUGUCGGCAAAAUGGGAGCCACCGCACGGCAGAUUCAGGCACUUCUUCUAUCCCUGGUCAGAAUAUGUCAAGGUGGCAGCAGUUUUGAGAUAUUGUGCUUAUGAGGUUAUGGCACUUCAUGGAGUUUUGCACUCUGAAAUUCAGGCACCCUGCAACCUCCGGAUUACAUUCCAAUCGGAGAUCCGAGAUGCGACGAGCCACGCCGCAGAACUGGUAAGAAGUCUAGGCAAAGACAUCAGCGACAUGAAAAGAAGCACCAGAACAUCCCUACUCAUGAAACUCCACAGCUCAACAGAGCGACUCCAACGCGCCAUCGACAUACACUCUUACCUCCUCACAUCGCCGUCUGAACCCCCGGACACCAACACCUACUCCAAGCCACUCACCAGGCUCUCUCUAACCUUGUCGAACACCUGCUCCGAUGUCACCAGCCAACUGGCUGAUCUCGACAGCAGCAAUAGCCUCGAGAAGAACUCGAGCCAGCAACUAAACCAAAGCACGCAGCAGCAGCAGACGGAGCCUAGCAAUUACCAUGAGCUGAUGAGGAAGCAGUCGAGGAGGCAGCAUUACUCAUGGCCACCUCGACAGGUUGAUGCUUUUGAAGAAGAGGGAUCGGCUGGAGACUUCUUGCCGAGGAUGAAGGCGUUGGAAAGCACGGCAGCGUUGUCCCUGGCCAACUUCACUUCGUUGCUGAUAGAGUUUGUGGCCAGGCUUGAUCACUUGGUUGAAGCAGUUGAUGAGCUUUCUAAACUGGCCAAAUUCUAACUUGACAGAGGGGAAUAUUAUGGCAUACAAAGGAAAAGCUCCACAUAUGCAGAUUUAAUACCAAAAAUAAUCAUGUAAAAUUGUGUUGCAGUUUCAAUAAAAAGGAAAAUCCAGAAAUAAGUUCCAAAAUUUUGACCUAUUUCCAAGGGAUUAUUCAUAAUACUUCUCCAAAGGAUCACUAAUUGUUGUAGAUGAAUCCAUCCUAAUCAUAUGUUUAAUCAUGUCGUUGAACAUGUGGCCACUUUAUGUUACGGUCAAGUGAAUUUGUGAUUUGUAAAUGAGAGGUCUAAGGUUCUAUUUUCGCCAAAGACGAAUUUAAACCACAUUAUUACUAGUUCAAUGUGAAGCUUAACCCCACCUCCUCUUAGUGUAGCGUAGAUAAUAUCAUUUCUUCAAAAAAAUAAAAAUAAAAUCAUGUCAUGUUCCGAGUUCACACGAAUUUGUCACGAACCGAGAAUCAUUAAGGGAAAUCGACCGAAACGAUCAAUUUACAAAUCCAUUAAAAUCAGAUACCAACAGCAUCAAUCAAAUAUUGGCGACAUACCGAUCAUUUAAUAAAAACUUUCAUGUCAACAAUUGAGAUUUGUAAAAUUAUCAUUUCAGCCAAAUUCCCCAAUUAACUAUCAAACCGCAAAUACCUUUAAACAUCAAAAACUUAACAGCAACUAAAUUGCAAGACAAACAAGCAAACCAAACACGGAAACGGAUUAUAAUGAUCUCAGAAAAAGGCUUUUAUUGCACCAGAAUUUCUGACAAACUGACCGACCCUACAGGCGGUAUAACCUUACCUGUAUUCACAAACAUACUGCUGGAACGACAGACAUUUUUACAGGAAAGAACACCAAUGACCUGACUCCUCAACUUCUAACACUAUGCCCUACCUUGAUAUACCCAUAACAACUGUUACACUAACAUCUUUUAAGCGCUUACGGGUUCUCUCCAUUUGAACCAAUGAAUGAGAACUGACUUCUAAUGUAUAUCAAAGGACUAAACCAAACUAAGAAACAUAGGACACAGACAUGCUGACUACCUGAGAAACACUUGCCAACCACUGAGACCGAAUCAAAGAACAAGAUAG